Molecule: messenger RNA, 2890 nt
Organism: Plectropomus leopardus (leopard coralgrouper)
Lineage: Eukaryota; Metazoa; Chordata; Actinopteri; Perciformes; Serranidae
Gene: dgat1b
Product: diacylglycerol O-acyltransferase 1b
Biological process (GO): triglyceride biosynthetic process
Cellular component (GO): endoplasmic reticulum membrane
Molecular function (GO): diacylglycerol O-acyltransferase activity
Source: RefSeq, a predicted model, not a curated record
CUCCUGAGUAAACUGUGCGCAUACAUGAGCUCUGGGCGGAUUAUUUAGCAGCUCUUCCACUUCCCUCUCCCGGGCUACGAGCAACAGGCAUGCUACCAUCAGAGGUGAACUGCUUAAGUCAACUUUAAGUAGCUUUACAGUUGUUUUUUGUCAUUAUGGGUGACUUGGACGCGACCGGGACCCCGACUCUCCGGAGAAGGGCGACGUUUGCAGCGAGGAGAGACGCGAGCCUGCUGCCGAUGAACGGGAGGUCUGCGGCGGCGUUUCAGAGCUCGUUAACCGCUGAUACAGACGGACAAAAUGAGCAGGAGAAACGAGAGCCUUCGCUGGAAACAACGCGGUCUAAAUCAAAAAGCGAGAAAAGGAAACGCAGGAAUGACAUAACAGAGAGACUGAGCUGCCAUAAGACACAGGAGUCCCUCCUGAGUUCAGCCAGUGGUUACAACAACUACAGAGGAAUCCUCAACUGGUGUGUGGUCAUGCUGGUGUUGAGUAACGCUCGGCUCUUCCUAGAAAACCUGUUAAGGUACGGUGUUCUGGUGGACCCCAUUCAGGUGGUUUCCCUCUUUCUGAAUGAUCCCUACAGCUGGCCAGCAGCAUGCCUGGUGAUUGUGUCCAACGUGUUCAUUCUGGUGGCUCUCUACACAGAAAGGCAGCUUUCGAAGGGUUCAUUCACUGAACUUGUGGGACUUCUGGUCCAUUGCAUAAACAUGGCAAUCAUGCUAACAUUCCCCGCUGCAGUGGUCCUGCUGGUCCCCUCCGUGACCCCAGUUGGUGGGGCCUUCGCUCUUGGAAGUUACACCAUCCUCUUCUUAAAGCUUUACUCCUAUAAAGACGUCAACAUGUGGUGCAGAGAGCUGAGCACCGCCAAAGCUAAGAAACUGGCUCGGUCGCUGUCUUGCCCAUCAGCACAGCACCUCAACGGGGGCAAUCGUGAGGUGUGUUACCCUGGCAACCUCACCAUCAGAGACAUGUACUACUUUGUCUUUGCUCCGACUCUGUGCUACGAGCUGAACUUCCCCCGCUCUCCCAGCAUCCGCAUGGGUUUCCUGCUGAGGAGACUGUUUGAGAUGCUGUUUCUCAUCCAGAUGUUAGUUGGUCUCACUCAACAGUGGAUGAUUCCCAUCAUUCAGAGCUCCAUGAAACCACUUGAGGACAUGGAUCUGAGCAGGAUGACUGAGAGACUUCUAAGAUUAGCUGUUCCUAAUCACCUGCUGUGGCUGAUGUUUUUCUACUGGUUCUUCCACUCGUCAAUGAACUUCACCGCGGAGCUGCUGCGCUUUGGAGACAGACAGUUCUACAAGGACUGGUGGAACUCUGAGACGGUGACAUAUUUCUGGCAGAACUGGAACAUCCCCGUACACAAGUGGUGUCUCCGCCACUUCUACAAGCCGCUGCUGAGGAGAGGUUUUAGUAAAAUAGUCAGCCAAUCAGCUGUCUUCUUCUUGUCGGCUUUCUUUCAUGAGUACUUGGUGAGUGUUCCUCUCAGGAUGUUCAGACUUUGGGCCUUCAUGGGAAUGAUGGCACAGCUUCCAUUAGCCUGGUUUGUCAGUCGCUUUCUGCGUGGCGACUAUGGCAACGCUGCGGUGUGGAUCUCACUCAUCAUUGGUCAGCCGUUCGCCGUCCUGAUGUACGUCCACGACUAUUAUGUCCUGCACUACAGGCAGGCGGCUGACUGAUGCACACACACACACACACACACACGCAUAAGCAUACAUAUCUACAGUCUCUGUCACUUUGUUUCACUCUAUUUUUGUCUCUUGUACACACAAACAAACACAAAGGUACUUUUUGCAUCCAGUGCAGGUUAAAGGAUAUCAUACUCUACAUGUCGGGAUGAAGUGAUCACAUCCUGAUCAGAGCAGGUUUACAUAAAACAGCUUUUCUUCCAUAAAAAGAAAAAUAUUUUUUUCCAAGUUUGGAAAGUUAAGAAGAGCUAACAGGGGAAAUCUUUUGAGGUCAUGUAGCAUCUCACUCAGGUGAUUUUUCUGCCAGUGCCUUUUAAAAGGGUUAAUUUGGUAUUUUUCAGCCUGGACACUGUUUUCCUGUGGUGGCAUGUUAUCUAAUGAUUUUCAGUGUCAUGGAUGAUUAUUCAGCUGAUACCAGCAAUGCGGAUGUGGCCUUUGAAUUUGAUGGCUGCCUGUUAUUUGUUUGAGCAGGAGCAUACUAUGUCUCUUAAGUUUUCAGAAUGAGACUUAGACACAAUAACAAACAGAUCAGAUCAAGCGAAAGGCAAAGAAUCACUUCAGACGCGUACUAAAACGAUCUGAGCCUCUCUGUGGAAAAAAUAAACACUUUCAUUGGCCGGACAGUGAUGGAGCACAUAGACAUACAAACAUGGAAAAAUAGGGUCUAGGUUGAAAAAUGUUGAAGUUAAAGUUAAAAAGUUACCCUUUUAAACUUCUGACUGCCAGUUUGUCUAACUGAUAAAGGUUUUUGCUUGUGGUACUGCAGAAACGCACUCUUUUCUUUUUUUUUUUAAACCAGAGAAGCUCUGUGCCUCUUCAGCUGUGCACAUGCACAGUACAAUGACUGUGGCUGAAUUUUAUCAAUUGUCAAGUUGACAACAAGUGCCUUUGUAAAAAUUUGAUAGAGUUUUAUGAUCUACUGUGUUUCCUUUUUGUGAGCCAAAGGGGCCUUAAAGUGUCUGCUCUGAGGGAACAUCAGUGAGAGAUAUGAAUGCAUGCAGGUAGGAUUUUAUUGAUGUACAAUAUUUUUUUUCAAAUGAUGUUUUACUUGUCAGUUAUGAAAAGGCCAGCAUUACUGUUUGUCCGUUUUUUUCUUUUUACCUAAAGUGCCAUUAUAAUAAUACAGCACACAUCCAGUCACGCUAGCAUUUUAUUUGGUAUUGAUUUUAUUUUUACAACAGAAAUAAAGAGAUAUAAACACA